Colletotrichum truncatum is the source of this 765-nucleotide messenger RNA. RefSeq lists its product as uncharacterized. NCBI's taxonomy places the organism in Eukaryota, Fungi, Ascomycota, Sordariomycetes, Glomerellales, Glomerellaceae. The record is from RefSeq and is a predicted model, not a curated record.
AUGGCUGAAACUGAGGCACGCCAGUGGACAAUCGUCCUGGUUCUGACCGCUCUGUUGCUUUCCCUCAUCGUCCUCUCCCAGACCCUGGCAACGUACAUCACCGCCUACCGAGUUGCUCCAGCCGAGGUCGUCUCUUUCCUUGAUGCGGUUGAUUUCUCUAUCGAGGAGAAUGAGAGCUACGACCGCGAUGUCGCCAAGGUCCAACGCCUCGAGGAUAAACUGCGCCUGGGCCGCUUGCUCCGCGAGAUCCAGAAGGGUGGCGACGACUUGCGCGAACAGAUUAACUCGAUGCUUCUCUCCGACGACACGACCACACUACGCACUCCUGCCCGCAUACUCUGGGCGAACAGGCGCCGCGAUCUCGAGGAGCGCGUCCGCAGGCUCGACCUCGUACGCAUGCGUUUUCUUGUCGUGUUUAUGGGCGUCGUUGCAGAGAGGGCGAGCGCUACGGCAGAGAGGCAGGCGGCUGUGCCGGUGACGCCUCCGAGAGACCUGGAAAAAUCGCCGCUAGGCUUCACGCCCCCGAUGAACCCGAUAAAGGCAAGCUUGACGCGUGCGCUGACCGAGGAGAUUCGGCAGAAGCCACCACUGAGGAGACUUACCACCCAGGCGCUCGGUCACCGGGAGGAUACGGUACCUGGCCACAAGUUGGGAUGGGCGGGUGUUGUUCAGGAAUUACAGAAGAGCCCAAAGAUGCACAAGCGACAUGCCUCUAUUGAGAGGUCCAUCGAACAGGAGCUGGCUAAUUCUAGGCUGAGUCUCUGA